UGCGUGCGUACGGUGCGAACAGCACGGACUUGUCGGACCUGACGAUAACCGCGCUCUAUUAACUUGUUUCACGCGCCGAAUUCAUUAUUUCAAAUGUUCGGAAGUCGGAAAGUUUUUCAAUAAACUGACUGGCUUGCAGUUAACGAGCUCCUGUUGAAAUUAACCAUACAUUUGCCACAUAAAUAAAUUGAACCGUUCAAAACUACAACCUUCAAACAAAAUAUUGUGUCCGUUCUGAAAACUGUUGUUAAAAAUGGGAUAGAAACAUAAACCUCGGGUGUGAUUUUACCUGAAAUUACAAAAUAACUACAACGGAACUAAACAUGCAGAUGUUCCUGGAGUUUGUUUAAAGUUGAUCUGGAAAGAAACUUCGUUCUACAACGUGGUGAAAAGUUAGCACUCCAAGAACAAAACGACAAUCUGCAGAUUUGCAUCUGUUAUGCCGGAUUCUGACUUUGAGAAUAUAUCAGAUUGCGAGCAGAGGAAGAUACAAGUCGACUGAACCAGCGACACGCCCACGCAGUUUUAAUAAGCAGUUUUAGUGAAAUAUAGGAACAAAAACAUAAACACUUACAAUGAAUGAUACGGGCGAAUCCCUAUUAACCGACGGUUUGAUGGGAGAAGAAAACAGUUACAUUCCAUUUUCAAAACGCCCGGAGACGUAUAUCGUCCCCGUCAUUUUCUUCAUCUUCGUCAUUGGUGUGCUUGGGAACGGGACGCUGGUGUUGAUCUUCAUGCGACACCGCACCAUGCGCAACGUUCCGAACACCUACAUCUUAUCCUUGGCGCUGGCUGACCUACUGGUAAUUCUCACAAGCGUUCCAUUCACGUCGAUUAUAUACACUGUCGAGUCCUGGCCAUGGGGUGAAUUAAUCUGCAAGAUAUCCGAAACCGCAAAGGACAUCUCGGUCGGCGUGUCCGUGUUUACACUGACGGCGCUUUCAGCGAACCUUUUUGCCAUCGUAAAUCCACUAAAGAAGAUGCAUGCCUCAGGUGGCAACAAGACGGCAACACGAGUGACGAUUAUAAUCGCGGUGUUAAUUUGGAUCUUCGCUGGGAUCUGCGCAGUUCCAGCUGCCGUCGGUUCGCACCUUCUCACCAUGACCUGGACUCUCGCCAACAAAUCCCGAAAUUUCACGGUGUGCUAUCCAUACCCACAAGAAUGGCUAGACAACAAAUAUCCAAAAUACGUUAUGACCCGUUUCCUCAUCUUAUACGUGAUUCCACUCUGUAUUAUCACCGUAUUCUAUUGGUUGAUGGCAAACCAUCUUCUGGUGAGCACUAGGAAUGUUCCCGGGGAGACCCAGGGAACACAUCGGCAGAUUCGCGCACGGAGGAAGGUAGCAUUUACGGUGCUCAUCUUCGUCGUUAUUUUCGCGGUGUGCUUUCUUCCGUACUACGUCUUCAUGCUGGCGUUCUACUUCUACCCACACUUCGAUGAGGUCUACAACGUCUACUGGCAUUGCACGCGCAUUAUCGGCUUCUGUCUCUGCUUCAUCAACUCGUGUGUUAAUCCAAUCGCACUGUAUUGUGUUAGUGGCACCUUUCGAAAACACUUUAACCGAUAUCUGUUCUUCUACAUCAAGCGGGAACGCAAUCGCUGUUACACUUGCCCGGAUCAUCAUGCCACCACCAUGUCCAUUGUCUCUACGCGACGAAAUCAGUCAGUUUGUAAUCGCAUCAACACCAGAGGCAAUCAAGGCAGCUCCCACCGACGGAAUACGGAUGGCACCAACCGCGACUACAGCCGCGAGACGUCCAUCAUGCUCCUCGGCAAUGGCAAUGGUAAAGAAUUCGCAUGCAGUAAGAUGUAAUGCAAUUAUCACAGGGUUUGCACGUGUGGCCAAGAACUUAUCAAAAACAAAAAAAAAAUGUACUUAUGAACAAAAUUCAUUCUGGAGGAGCGGGAAAUCUAAAUGUUAAAUAUUUAACUAAAUUUUAUUUAGGCUAUAAGACAUUCUAAUAAUCACACACUUACCUACUGCUUAAUUUUGAAUUAUAUUCAAUGUCGUAUUCAAUGUGCAACUUCCGAUUAAACUCAAAUAUUCCUUUCAGUUUUCAUGAUGCAUAUUGAUUAAGAAUUACAAAAGAAUUAUUAAAUGGGAGAAAGUAAGACAUAAUUUAAGUAAUACGAACUAUGACUAAGGAAGUGUCAUGUUAGGAAGAUUCAUGCACGUGAUUUAGGUUUGAUACAUAUUAUGCAGAUGUCUAUUUGUCUAAAUGUAGAUUCACGGUUAAUUUGAUAAUGUGCGUACCCAUACUUGAUACCUACUUGAUGUGAUAUGAAAAUCAAUCUAUGUUUUUCACGUUCAUGCUUGUACCGGCGCACAUUGAAAAAUUUUAGUAGGCAUAGAAAUUUCGUAGAAUAGAAAUAGUUUAAUGUUUAAAAUUUAAAGUAUAGCAAGUUUAAUAUUACAUUAAUAAUUGAUAAAAGCAUUUAUUUUAUAUUAAUAAUUUAUUUUACUAUUUCUAGCGUCUUUACGCUACUUGUACAGUUGCUCAAAAGAAAGUAUUUAUUUUUCUCACAAAAACUAAAGAAGUUCUACUAAAUCCAUCCCUUGGACCACGCUCUAUUUAAUUUAGAACUGUUUGGAAAAUAUGUAUGUGAUAAGAUGUAUAAAUUGGCUAUGUAUUAAGAAACUAAUAAAUAUUUAACGUCA
Molecule: messenger RNA, 2660 nt
Organism: Dalotia coriaria
Lineage: Eukaryota; Metazoa; Arthropoda; Insecta; Coleoptera; Staphylinidae
Product: neuropeptide CCHamide-1 receptor-like
Biological process (GO): G protein-coupled receptor signaling pathway
Cellular component (GO): plasma membrane
Molecular function (GO): neuropeptide receptor activity
Source: RefSeq, a predicted model, not a curated record